Molecule: messenger RNA, 1197 nt
Organism: Rotaria socialis
Lineage: Eukaryota; Metazoa; Rotifera; Eurotatoria; Philodinida; Philodinidae
Source: the annotation of a GenBank genome assembly
AUGCCAACCCAUGUAGACGUACGUAAGCAUGCCUCAUCAUCUAGGAUACGAUCAUUAAGUGCAUACAAUGAUGAACUUAGUUCACACCCAAUACAAGGCCAUUCCAUACAAGUGAGUCGACAGUGUCGACGUCGAUCACACAAAUGCUCCCGACAAAGGAUAAUCAUACUAGUCGGCACAGUUCUUGUUUUGAGUGUAGUCAUUGCUGUUAUUCUCGGUAUUCUAUUAAGCAAACAUGAAACAAAAUAUCCAAAUGCUAUUCUCCGUUGGAAUCCAGAGGCUAGCACCAUAGCUGGAAUUACAGGCCAAUACGGAAAUGCUUCAGAUUUACUUUUUGCACCUUUUGGUUUGGCACUUGAUUUUUCAAAUACACUCUAUAUAGCUGAUGGAUUCAAUAAUCGAGUGCAAGCAUACUCAAGGGGUGACUCGUUCGGUAUUACAGUUGCUGGCCAAGAAAAUGGAACGUCAAAUUCAACACCCGAUUAUUUAAGUUUCCCCAGUGAUGUUGCUAUUGAUUCAGAUGGGAGUGUGUAUGUUACCGAUACAUUUAAUUAUCGUGUCUCUUUAUGGACUAGUGGAUCAUCUUCAGGAGUAAUCAUUGCUGGCACUGGUAUUUCUGGAAGCACAAAUGAUACUUUAGAUAUAGUUUAUGGAAUUGCACGUGAUCCUAAUUCAGGCACACUCUAUCUAUCAGACACAGGCAAUCAUCGUGUGAUGCGUUAUCUUUCAGGUGCGUCGUCAGGAACUGUCGUUGCGGGUGGGAAUGGCGCAGGAUUGAGUGUCACACAAUUAUCAAAUCCUAUUGGUCUAUAUUUUGAUUCGUUCACAAAUAGUCUCAUAAUUGCUAAUUACGGUGCUAAUAAUAUUGUUCGUUGGGUAAUAGGCUCUCAAAAUUGGACACUUGUUGCUGGUAAUAUGCAAGGAUUAAGUGGCACUAACUCCAGUGAACUCAAUCAACCGACAGAUGUUACAUUGGAUCCGAUGGGUAAUAUUUAUGUUGUUGAUAUGGGUAAUAAUCGUAUACAGUUUUAUUCCAAUGAUCAAUCGAGUGGUACAACAAUAGCCGGUGUUACUAGUUCAAAUGGUAACAAUUCGCUUUUACUCAAUAAUGCCUAUUCACUUGCACUUGAUAAUCAACUUAAUUUAUAUGUCGCAGAUACAUAUAAUCAUAGAAUACAAAAGUUUAUUCGAUUUUAA